Salvia hispanica is the source of this 774-nucleotide messenger RNA. RefSeq lists its product as uncharacterized. Lineage: Eukaryota; Viridiplantae; Streptophyta; Magnoliopsida; Lamiales; Lamiaceae. The record is from RefSeq and is a predicted model, not a curated record.
UACUCCAUUCUCACCCCAAACAUCAAUUUCUCUGACAAAUAUGGGUCAGGCAUUUCGUCGAGCAACUGGAAGAAUUGGUACGACGCCGCCGCAGCUCCGGAAACCCAUUGAGCGCCCACCGGCUCCACCUCCACAUUCCGAUUCUUCUUCUUUUCCCCUUGAAAAACACCCAACUGCUGACAUCACCCAAGCUUCUGAGGGUGUAUCAAGAGUGAACCCAGAAAAUGUCCUCGAGGAUCGAGACCCACAGUAUGAUUCCAUGCUCAGCCAAAUGGUGGGUAGAAUUCAAGCAAAGCCUGGAGGAAAGCUUGAGAUGGGCGAGGCCUCUGUGGUGGAGAGUUACAAAAGGCCUUUGCCAAAACUACGGAAUACAAAACCCGAAUCUGGCAGGUACGAGGAUCGGUCUGCGCCACCUGGAACACUGAAGAUAGCACAGCUGCGCCAAAUCAUUCUCUUGCACGAGGGCAAGUCGGAUGAACACGAUGGUCCCAUGGAUGCUGGCCAAAUUGCCAAACGGUUCCGGAUCGAUGUUGCACAGGUUCAAAAUAUCCUCCAGUUUGUAUCUCUUCCUCCAGAGGAUGACCCUAAAAUUAAAAAUGAUCAAGAAUGAUCACUUUUUUUCUUCUUCUAAGAGCUUCAUGGUUGAAGUUUUUGAUUACUACUAUCUUUUCUGUACGAGGCAUAGAUCUUCUAGAGGUGAGAACUGGACAUUGUAACAGUAGUAACAAAUAUUCUUUGAAACAAUUAAUAAAGGAAAAAAAGGAUGCUCUUGAA